This is a messenger RNA of Priapulus caudatus, 3729 nucleotides long. RefSeq lists its product as uncharacterized. Gene Ontology annotation, molecular function: protein binding; transmembrane signaling receptor activity. The transcript is spliced from 3 exons. NCBI's taxonomy places the organism in Eukaryota, Metazoa, Priapulida, Priapulimorpha, Priapulimorphida, Priapulidae. Gene Ontology annotation, cellular component: membrane. Bases 276 to 3332 code for a protein of 1018 amino acids. The record is from RefSeq and is a predicted model, not a curated record. Gene Ontology annotation, biological process: immune response; inflammatory response; toll-like receptor signaling pathway.
GGUGGUAAUGGCCUCCCAUAGUUUACACCUGUUCUGACCUGGAUCCACAUACAGGCUUGUACAGUUUGUCAUGGCGAGGGGAUGGUAUACGAGCAUGACGCAUUAUUGUGCCGAGUAGCAUAAAUUAUGUUGUGUAAACGUGUUCACCCGCGUUUUGUGAUGAUCUCUGAAAUCAGGCUGGAAGCACGUUGCCAUACUGUGUGAUUUGUUUUGCGAAACUUACGUACUCGGAAGAUCUCGCAUAUCUCCAAACAUGGUGACGAAACGGAUUUAAUAUGAGUUACAAUAGCAGUCUUUCGGCACUGGGCGUCUCGCUCAUAUUUCUGACUCUACAAUGUAUUAUCGUCAAACGGUGUUCCCAUGCUCUACGGUGUCCAGAGUCUUGCAAGUGCUACAACAACUAUUCACUAAUCAACUGCAGCAACACCGGGUUGGAAAGGAUGCCUGUUGACAUUCCUGUUCAAGUCAAAUCGUUAGAUCUCACAUUCACAUACAUCAAAGACAUCAAUAUUUCUGAAAUGGCUCGCCUGACAGAUCUAGAACUUUUUUGGUAUCUUCCAAACUAUCUACCGCAAAACUGGAAAAGUACAGAAGACGGUUGGCAGGUCAUGGACAAACAUACAUUUUCCGGAAACCGUAAGCUACGUGUUCUGGUUUUUGAGGCUGGCCAAUACCGAUCGAUGCCUGCCGAUUUCAUACUGGCAAGCAACUUGACAAAACUUGAAGUUUUAAAAGGCUCAUUUCAAGGCAUGACAGAAGAGCUUUUGUAUCAGAUUACAUCAAUUUGUCCAUUACUGCACGAGCUAGACAUAUGGGGUAAUGAUCUAGCAGUAACGCCAAGCGAUGUAGGCCCCAUCGCAUGGACGAAGUAUAAUACAAGUUCCAGGCCACAUCGUUGCAAUUUAAGAAGGGUAUCGGGAAUAGGCAGUGUUAUAAUGCGCAACAACACGUUUAUCGGCGAUUUAGCUUCAGCAGUCUUUGGAGCCUGCCCUUUGCACACACUUGAGCUCACCUCUCUCAACAACGGCCUGGUAUUCGAGCCUUCCUUCUUUGACAACCUGCCGAAGAAGUUGAACAUCACCCUACAUUAUCAAUAUACGGAUAAUGUGAGAGACUAUAUAUCGAUGCGAAGUUUGAUGUCUAGCCUUGAAAGAAGCCACACCAUGGCCGUGAAUUUGUCGCUGCCGGAGUCAGGAGCACCAGUCAACGUCGUGCUCGCUAUGAUACGCGACCACAACGUAACCGAAAAACUCGUGGGGCUCAGUAUGGACGUGCGAAAUUGCAAUAGCACCUGCAUGCAAACUUCUGCGAGUCUCCUGCGGACGUCAUUUUUUAAUUUACGCACGGUCUCUCUGGUGGGAUUCUCUGGCGUUACGGCUAUAGAUAUACAAGAAUGGUUUCCCAGCAAUAUGCAAUCUAUCACAUUGCGUAGCUCUGGAAGCAACGGUGACAUUAUGUUUGUUCUUCCCGACGCUGGUAGAAUUCUAGCCAACUUAACAAAAUUAGAAAUUGAUGGGCCAGAAUUUUAUUGCAGUUGUGAUAAUACUCAGAGGUGGCCUGAAUGUGUGGGGACGGAUCUGUGUGCAGGUUCAAUUAUAACAUUUUCCAGUUGCCCUAACAUAAUCCAACUAAGUUUAUCGUUUGCACCUCGAAAUCGAGAGCCUGGCAUUAUCAGCUAUGCGGGGACAGGUUACAAAUUUUCAUAUUCGUUUUCAUCUCUACAUUCCCUAAGAAUAUUAACGCUGAAUCAAUACCACUUGUGUAAUGAAAGCAGUGUAUACGCGCAGAACCCAAUAGAAAGUUUAGUCCUAGCAGAACUAUACUUUAUAAAUGGAAUCAUGUGUCUUGAAAAGGACAACUUUGGCAUCCCAGUGGCGUGUCCUGGAUUAACUAAACUGUCCAUUGCGCAUACAACUAUUCGCAGUGUUGUCGACUAUGAUUUGCGACAAUAUAUGUUACGAGACUUUUUUAAAUAUCACCCGAAUUUGACGUACCUGGAUAUGACGGGAACUCGCUUCAGCAUCGACGACUCAUCAGAGUGGCUAACUACCAGCGACCUAGAAGCCAUAUCUUCUCUAGAUCAUUUAAGGGUCCUCCGGCUGCGAGACACCGGUAUCAGCUCUAUUCCCGACAGCUUUGCACGUCUUCAACUAAAGGAACUGGAUCUCAGCUACAACAAUCUUAUGAGGAUCCCUGUAGCUCUACUCCAGAUCGACAGUCUAAAACAUCUCGACCUACGGGAGAACCCACUCAUAUGCGAAUGCAGCACUAUCGAUUUCAUGCACGCUGCCCAGAGGUUUGGGCUGUUGGCAGGACUCCCACUAGUUGGUUACCUUGAUGACCCUGAUGCCUUGUCGUGUACGUUCUCUGACCAGUCAAUCGCUCUCCGGAAGGUUCACAUACAGGAAGACGAUUGUGGUUUGCCCGUCAUAAAUAUAUUUGCCAUUGUGAUGGCUUCCCUAAUUUUGCUAGCAAUUGUCGUAGUUACAUAUAGACGCCGUCGUUAUAUAGCUUACUACUUUCACGUGGCCGCUGUACGAUUAAAACGAUACGAGCCAGCAGUAGGUGAAUAUGAAUAUGAUGCGUUUGUUGGGUAUUCAACUUCCACUGGUUUCGAGUUAAACUGGAUUAUCAAUUUCCUUCUUCCAAAAAUGGAAAACGAUGAGGUAAACCCAUACAGACUUUUUCUUGAGGAGCGAGAUAUGCCCGCAUAUGGAAUGCAGGUUUCCAACAUUGUCGCCUUCAUGGACAAAAGCCACACCGUAAUUCUCGUUAUCACACAAACGUUUCUCACUGAUGUCUAUUGUAAUUUCAUGCUCAAGACCGCCGCAAUGAGAAAUAACGUCAUCAUAAUAUUCUUAGAGACUAUAGCAACGGAAGAAUUUCCUGCAGAGCUUCGGGUGCUGCAAUUGCAUUCGACGUGUCUUCACUGGUCGGAAAACAGGAACAGCCAGGAGCGGUUCUGGAAAGCAAUAGAAUAUGCUAUGCCCCUUCCCCAGCGGGACCACUACGCACCAAUUCUAGCUAGCAGUAACUACUCCGCGGUACAGGCUAUCUGGACGGUAGACAGGGCUGCAGCACUCCCCUCUUGUAUGCCUUGCGUGACAACACAAACGGAGACAGAUAAUAGAAGUAAUACGACUGGCAAUGCCAUUUGUGACAAUGAGUGCUACACCUAUAACGAUCAGUGGCCAAUAAAUGAUGACCUAGUCAUCAAAAGAGAUCAAAUAGACGCAAGUGAUACGCAAUUAUUUCUAAACAAUUAUUCCGAAUUAUCUUGUUUAGAAUUGGACAGGAUUGAAAUGGAGAUUCUCACGCGUGACAAUAAAUGAAAAUUACCGUAAAAUAAAUGUAAAUCGGCAUUUAGUAAACCGCGAAACUCUCGUCUCAGACCCUUGCCCCCGUACAGCAUGUAUGUUGACAGGAAACUGCGCCCCUCUACCGAGUUCCGAAAUUUUUACCGGCGUAGGAAUGUGUUCAGGCUACGGCCCUGUGCUCCCUAUACUCCUCUUGAUCCCCUUUCACUUCUUUUUCUUCUUUGCAUUCUUUUUUCGCUCGUCCCUCUCCUUCUCCCCCCCCCAUUCCGUCUAUUUUUUGCCGUCGUCUUCCUCUUUAUACCAUAAUGGGCUAAACCACGACAAUACCACAAUAACAAAUAUAAUCAGUAUAUAGUCAAUAAUAUAGUCAUUAAAAGAGCGGCCGCGUGUGUAAUUGAGCGUGAAAGUUUAG